CGCUGGCUUGGCCAAACUAUUUGCUUUUAGUUGGCAAAGGAUUCACAUGGUUUCUCUUCACAUCAACCAAUAUCAUAAUAACACGUGAUAACUUCUUCUUCUUUUGUCCUUUUCCUUUUUUUCCUCCCAGAAGACAGAAGAAGAAGCAAGAUCAUCAAGACCAAUCUCGUAGACUUCUUGUCUCUGUCCAAAAACCAUAAAGAAACUUUAUUGGCAUAAAAAGAGAACAAUCUCGUAGAUUCUUGAGCUUCUGACAAUGGAUUCUUUGAAGAAUAGAACAUUGCUUAAGGUCAUUGUUCUUGGAGAUAGCGGGGUAGGCAAAACUUCAUUGAUGAAUCAAUAUGUGUACAAGAAAUUUAACAAGCAAUAUAAGGCUACGAUCGGAGCAGAUUUCGUCACCAAAGAGCUUCAUAUAGAUGAAAAAUCUGUCACUUUACAGAUAUGGGAUACCGCUGGACAAGAGAGAUUUCAAAGUCUAGGGGCCGCGUUCUAUAGAGGUGCUGAUUGUUGCGUUCUUGUCUACGACGUGAACAAUCUCAAAUCUUUUGAAACUCUCAAUAACUGGCACACAGAGUUCCUCAAACAGGCAAAUCCUAUGGAACCGGAGACAUUUCCCUUUGUUUUGAUCGGGAACAAGACCGAUGUAGAUGGCGGAAACAGCCGAGUUGUUUCAAAUAAGAGAGCCAUCGAGUGGUGUGGCUCAAAGGGAAACAUACCGUACCAUGAAACCUCUGCGAAGGAAGAUACCAAUAUCGAUGAAGCUUUUUUGAGUGUUGCACACAUUGCUCUCUCUAAUGAACGUAAACAAAGCAAUGACAUAUAUCCUAGAGGCCAGUAUCAUGACUCUGUUACGGAUAUUAUUGAUCCAGAUCAGUCAAGAGGUUGUGCUUGCUGAUUCCAUGUUUGACAUAUCUGAUCAAAUAAUAUCGAGUCCCAGCUCUUUCAUUUGCAGUCCUUGUUUUUGGUAACUUUUUUUCUAUUUAUUGGUUUAAUAAUAUCAUUUAUAGAGGUUUAUUAACGACAAAAAACAGUUGAUACAUACUACUUUCUGAGUGUUUUGAUUCAUGUAAAGCAUUAAUUAAUUUCUAUUUAAUUUUUGUAAACCUUUUCGUUGAGAUAACUUAUAGUACCAUCACCGAAUCACUUGGAUUUGUUCUACCU
Arabidopsis thaliana (thale cress) is the source of this 1161-nucleotide messenger RNA. RefSeq names its product RAB GTPase homolog 7A (gene RAB7A). The record is from RefSeq and is marked reviewed. Gene Ontology annotation, molecular function: GTP binding; GTPase activity. NCBI's taxonomy places the organism in Eukaryota, Viridiplantae, Streptophyta, Magnoliopsida, Brassicales, Brassicaceae. Bases 257 to 895 code for a protein of 212 amino acids. The transcript has 7 exons. Gene Ontology annotation, cellular component: plasma membrane.